GAACAUAAUUUCCCACAAUUCAAUAUAUACGGUACGUCCGGGUGCAACGAACCUGAAGCAAACUCGCGCGACUGACUUCUAGAUCACCGGAACAGUAGAACAGCCUUGUGGUGAAAGUACUUCAUCCAGUUCAUUUGGAAUCAAGAUCUGGUAAACCUCGAACCACUAGGGUAGACAUUUUGCAGGCCUGUAUCUACCGCCUUCACACACAGCAUCCGCGAACACUACACUCGAGCUCAUACAGUGAAACAUUGCACGAUGCCCAAGUCAAAGGAAGUUCUGUCCUCAAGCUCUGGCAGUGGCAGUGGCAGUGACUCCAACAGUGAAGCUGAGACCAAGUCCAAGAAGAGAAAGCAGGCAGCACCAGAGAAACCAGCAGCUAAGAAACCGAAAGGGGGAGAGAGUUCCAAGCCGGGUGGAACCUCCAAGGGAAGUCGCAACCAGGACAAGGAUGACAACAAGUUCCAGAUUGGGAAGAUGCGGUAUGUGAGCGUUCGUGAAUUCAAAGGUAAAUGUCUGAUCGACAUCCGUGAGUACUGGAUGGAUCAGGAGGGGGAGAUGAAGCCUGGCAGGAAAGGUAUCUCACUGAACCCAGAACAGUGGAACCAGCUAAAAGAUCAGAUCUCUGAGAUAGACGACGCUGUGAAGGCUAUAUAGAAGGGAGGCCUCUGGCUGCCUGGGAUUUACAAUCCACCACCUUACAUUCUGUUUUUGUUCUUAUCUUUACUACUUUUUUUUAUAUAAUCUUAGUGAAACGUUUUUAAAGGAAAAGACCAACAUUUUUAAAGUAAUUACCAAGACAACAUUGUGUAUAUUUUAAGCUAAGUUUCUGUUGAUUUGUGCUGUGUUUUGAAAAACCCAACAUAUGUUAUGUUUGAGUGAUUCUGAUGUAGUGAAAGGUGUGUGUGUGUGUGAGAGAGAUUGGGUUUGCUCUAAUAAGUAAUUAAUAAAAGCCAUUUAAAGGGACAAAA
Oncorhynchus kisutch (coho salmon) is the source of this 971-nucleotide messenger RNA. RefSeq names its product activated RNA polymerase II transcriptional coactivator p15-like. The record is from RefSeq and is a predicted model, not a curated record. NCBI's taxonomy places the organism in Eukaryota, Metazoa, Chordata, Actinopteri, Salmoniformes, Salmonidae. Bases 259 to 657 code for a protein of 132 amino acids. Gene Ontology annotation, molecular function: transcription coactivator activity; DNA binding. Gene Ontology annotation, biological process: positive regulation of transcription initiation by RNA polymerase II. The transcript has 5 exons.